Messenger RNA from Corticium candelabrum, 2042 nucleotides. RefSeq names its product V-type proton ATPase catalytic subunit A-like. The coding region runs from base 87 to 1928 and encodes 613 amino acids. Gene Ontology annotation, molecular function: ATP binding; ATP hydrolysis activity; proton-transporting ATPase activity, rotational mechanism. Gene Ontology annotation, biological process: proton transmembrane transport; ATP metabolic process. Gene Ontology annotation, cellular component: lysosomal membrane; proton-transporting V-type ATPase, V1 domain. NCBI's taxonomy places the organism in Eukaryota, Metazoa, Porifera, Homoscleromorpha, Homosclerophorida, Plakinidae. The transcript has 17 exons. The record is from RefSeq and is a predicted model, not a curated record.
ACUUGCUUGAUUUCACCGUCAGCUUCUCGUGACAAUCACGCUGCUUACGUGUUCAGUUUUCGUUCAUCGUUUUGCUACUUGUUGGAAUGGAGCUUUCGAGAGUGCGAGAUGCCGAGAAGGAGACAAUGUACGGAUAUGUUUGCGCUGUUUCUGGACCAGUUGCGAUCGCAGAAAAGAUGAGCGGCGCUGCUAUGUACGAGCUGGUGCGGGUUGGCUACAGUGAGUUGGUGGGAGAGAUCAUUCGAUUGGAGGGUGAUAAGGCAACUAUUCAAGUAUACGAGGAGACUUCUGGUGUGAGUGUUGGAGAUCCAGUGUUAAGAACAGGAAAACCUUUGUCUGUAGAACUUGGACCAGGUAUAAUGGGCAGUAUCUUUGAUGGAAUCCAACGUCCAUUAAAGGAUAUUUGUGAAGUGACUGAGAGUAUUUACAUUCCUCGUGGAGUAAACACAGCCAGUUUGAGCCGAACUCAGCAAUGGGAGUUUCAACCUAGUGGCAUGAAGGUUGGCAGUCACAUUACUGGUGGUGACAUAUAUGGUAUAUUAAAGGAGAACUCACUUAUCACGCAUAGGCUCAUGUUGCCUCCAAGGAUGCAUGGCACUGUGACUUAUGUUGCUGAGGCUGGAAGCUACACAAUUGAGGAUGAGGUCUUGGAAAUUGAGUUUGAUGGUGAGAAGCAGAAGGUCAACAUGAUGCAAGUAUGGCCAGUUAGGCAGAUGCGACCUGUUGCUGAUAAGUUGGCUGCAAAUCAUCCUCUACUGACUGGACAAAGAGUGCUUGAUGCUCUUUUCCCUUGUGUACAGGGAGGAACUACUGCUAUUCCUGGUGCUUUUGGCUGUGGAAAGACUGUUAUUUCACAGUCUUUGUCAAAGUAUUCCAAUUCUGAUGUCAUCAUUUAUGUUGGCUGUGGUGAACGGGGCAAUGAGAUGUCUGAGGUGUUGAGGGACUUUCCAGAGUUGAAAAUUCAAAUUGGCAACAACGAAGAGUCUAUCAUGAAGCGUACAGCAUUAGUAGCCAACACAUCAAACAUGCCUGUAGCUGCACGUGAAGCAUCCAUUUACACUGGCAUUACUUUGUCUGAAUACUUCAGAGACAUGGGGUACAAUGUGAGCAUGAUGGCUGACUCAACUUCACGUUGGGCUGAAGCUCUUCGUGAGAUCUCUGGUCGACUUGCUGAGAUGCCUGCUGACAGUGGCUAUCCAGCUUAUCUUGGUGCUCGCUUGGCUUCUUUCUAUGAGAGAGCUGGAAAAGUUGUUUGUACUGGCAAUCCGAAACGUGAAGGCAGUGUGACUAUUGUUGGAGCUGUAUCGCCUCCUGGUGGUGAUUUCUCUGAUCCAGUCACAUCAGCUACUCUUGGAAUAGUCCAGGUAUUCUGGGGAUUAGACAAGAAGUUAGCACAAAGGAAACAUUUUCCUAGUGUCAAUUGGCUUAGCAGUUAUAGCAAGUACAUGCGUGCUCUGGAUGACUUUUACGAGCAGAAUCACCCUGAUUUUGUCAACUACAGGAUGAAGGUUAAGGAAAUUUUGCAGGAGGAGGAAGACUUGUCUGAGAUUGUUCAACUUGUUGGCAAGGGCUCUUUAGCUGAAUCUGACAAGAUAACCUUGGAAGUUGCCAAGUUGAUCAAAGAUGAUUUCUUGCAGCAGAAUGGAUACUCAGCUUAUGACCGUUAUUGCCCAUUCUUCAAGACUGUGGGGAUGUUGGCAAAUAUUUGUGCUUUCUAUGACAUGGCAAGGCAUGCAGUAGAGACAACUGCUCAGUCUGAGAACAAAAUCACUUGGGCAAUCAUCCAUGAUCAGAUGGGAGAUAUAAUUUACAAGCUGAGUAGCAUGAAGUUCAGGAACCCAUCAACAGAGACAGAGGCUGUAAUAAAGAAGCACUUCUCUGAUUUGCAUGAAGAGAUGGUUGAAGCCUUUAGGAAGCUGGAAGAUUGACAUUUUAGACUUAUUAAUUGAUUUGAAGCAUUCGAUAUCUGUUUUAUAGCAGUAGCGUUUAUGGUUAUGUGUGUGAAAUCACGUGUUGUUAUAAACAGCCGGGUAUUUCGGUUA